AGAAAAACAAAUGAUUAAGGUUGACACUUUUUUUUCGUUUCAGACUCAUGGUUUAAAACAACAAUACGAAACUGAUUUAACAUUUUCAGAUAAUAUUCAUAAAAUUCCCGCUUUAGCUUUUCUUGAAUCUGAUUCUGUUAUUGAUGGUUUCGAAACAUUGUGCGCACGUUUAGAUGAUAAUUACCAGGACAUUCUCGAUUAUAUGGAAGAUAUAUAUAUUGGACGAAUACGAGGUGCAAUCAGAAGACAACCUCUUUUCAAUAUUGACUUCUGGAAUAUGCGUAAUCGAGUAUUAAAUAAUACACAUAAAACAAACAAUAAUGUCGAAGCUUGGCAUCGAAAAAUGAAUUCAGCUUUUCUAUGUAAUCAUCCAAAUUUAUAG
Molecule: messenger RNA, 382 nt
Organism: Didymodactylos carnosus
Lineage: Eukaryota; Metazoa; Rotifera; Eurotatoria; Philodinida; Philodinidae
Source: the annotation of a GenBank genome assembly